AUCUCCCUUUUUACCACGAGAACAAAGUACAGCUCAAAAUGGCUGUUGUGAAACAGCUGUGUGACAGUGUUGUCCAACAUAAAGAGUAUUUUAUUUUUUAAAAGUGAAUAAUCCACUGUACUGUCAGUCAGAAGAAACAACGAGCAGAACACGGAGAGAAAGGUUCUUCUGGCUUGUCCUGGUAGCAGUCUCUUGAAGUGCUUGUUCCCAUGCGUCAGUUCUAGUUUAUUACUGGCAUGGCUCCCACUUGUUUAUCUUCACACUUGUCAUCCAGACCAAACAGUACCUGAUUAGUAGACAGUUAGAGCACAUCUCCGGAGCUGUCCCGAGGGUCAGCACAAUCCGGAACACCACUGCACCAGGGCUGCGAGAGGAAGGGAGUGUUUUGACAAUUUAGGAUUGGAGGCUCAGCCUCUAGAACAGGAGAGAGAGAAAAAGACGGGCCCAGACUCCAACCGAGAGAACCUUAUAUAAGAACCUGUGGAGUUUCUGAACUCUAGGUCACGCAAGUGAGCUUAGACCAUCAUCCAUCAUGGCAUGUCCGACGAAGAGCCUCCAGUUUAGGACCAUUGCUCCUAAAGUGCCUUCCUCUGUCGUUGGGCCAGCUGUCCUGUCAUGUCAGCCCUCCCUGCCCGAUGCUCAAGCGACCAGCCCGAAGUCCAUUAUCAUGCCAGCUCAGAAAUACCCUCUGAUGCAGGUUGCCAGCCAAGAGGGGACCUUUUCCCUUGUAGCCUUGUCUCCACCUGUGACGCCUCAGUCACCCCAGCAGAUCCAGAGAAACAUGACCUUCCCGAAAAACAUGAAAUUGCCAAUCCCAAGGUACCAGGCCAUGAGAAACAAGCCCACUCCGGAGAAGGCUGCAGCAGCUCAGACAGCUCACAUGUUCACACCUGCCAAACAUGUGACACAAGCUGUUCAGAUGCAGACUUCUGUCUCCCCUGCUGAGACUCCCUCUAAAGUAGAAGGAUCCGAGCGAGUUAUAUUAAUCGACCCCAGCUCCAAUGAAAUCACUGUCACCACAUUGCUUACUGGGAGCACUGUCUUGGGGUCUUCUGUAGAAAAGCCAGCAGACACAGAUAAGGCAGAUAUAGACCCAACCAUCUGCAGUGUUUCGCAACACCUCCACUCUGGAGCAAAUGCUGCUGAACCAAACAGCAGCACUUAUCUGAAAGACUCUGAGGAUGAAGCCGAGAAGUUAAAACAACACCUAUCAAAGCCUUCUAACUCAUCCAAUACCAUAACUGUUCUCUCGCCAGCGAUUUUUGGCAAAGCUGUCCAGAUUAUUCCAUCUGCUCCUAAAGUGAAAGUGCCCAUCUUGCCCUACUCCAAAGUAAAAAACACCUUGUACCUGGUGACUAAAUUGAACUCGAAAUCGCCAGAGAAGACAACGUCUACCUUGAAGUCUAAUCUACGCAAAACAGCAGAACAUGCGCCAAAGCCUCUGGAAGCUUCCGAUGGAUGUUAUCUAGCUUCCUCCCCGUCGCAGGGCACCUCACAGCAGGCAAAUACAAAGUGUCUUGCUAGCAGCUUUGGAAAAGUGCUUGCAGAUACAUUUCAAAAGCCGACCACCGGCACCAGUAGAAAAAGGGGAAGGAAAAGAAAGGCCGUUGAGGAUGUACUCGCUUCGGAGGCUAAGAAGAAGAGAUCGUUCUCUUUUAAGAGACGAUAUCCAGACAAACCAUUGCCAGAAAGCAGCGGAUCCAAGGAGAAGGCACUAGAUAUUUCCAAGAAGUAUCGCAGUAUCAGGCCUAAACCUGUUGCACUGGCAGAAGCUCUUCCUCAUGUGACGGGUCUCAAUCAACUCCCUGAGUGUUUGGAACAUGAGUUUUUUACAAACCAUAGAUUUGCAGGUAGAGUUUUAGACUGUCAGCACUUGGACAACAUUACUGACAAGUAUGAAUCUAUGAAAACUAGUAAUGUAUACCUUGGGUGUAAGCAGUUGCACAGGUGCCCCACCUGCAACCGUUGCUUUCAGUUUAAACACCACCUCCAAAGCCAUAUGAAUAGUCACAAUAACAGCCGUCCUUACGUUUGCCCCCUGUGUCAUAAGAUGUACGCUCAUUCGGGCAGCCUGAGCACGCACAUGAAGCUUCAUCACAGCGAAGGCCAUCACAAAAAAAACAUGCGCUGUGAGUUCUGUAAUAAAGUUUUUGGCUACAUCGGAGUCUACUUCAGACACCUGAAGGAAGUCCAUAAGGUGAUUCUUAGUUUAGAGCCGUCUGUUCGGCAAAAUCAAGUUGAAGUUGACACUGCAAAUGGGGGGAGUAAUUCCACAGAUUCCAGUGACGACCCAAUUCAGAGUCAAGAGGAACAGGCGGAGCUGCAGAUCAAGUGUGGCCGCUGCCAGACCAUCACGCCCACCUUUGCGGAUAUGAAGCUGCACCUACUGUAUGUUCAUGGGGAGGAGAUCCAGGUGAGGCUCAAGGACGGGGUCCUCCAGGGAGGCAGAGAGGCUGAAAGCGAGCUGGUCAAGCAUGCAGCCCACUAUUGGAAACAGCUGAACGAGAAGAGGAACCUUGUCAAGUGUGGAAGCUGCAAGGAGGAAUUCUACUCCUUCUCAAAACUGAAGAAGCACAUAUACUCCCAUCACCUAGGUGAGUUUGCAACGAAAGUGGAUAGUGCAGCAUCUGAAAACACACACAGGGACCACGCUCAGAACACCAGCCCUGAGCUGCUUGACAAGAGCAUUACACUGAGGGCAGAGAGGGGUUUCAACUGCAUCUUGUGCACAGGGGUCUUGGCCAGUAAGGAGGAGCUGUUUGAUCACUGGCAGUCUCAUCACAACUGCGAGGACCUUGCUGUGCUGUGGAUGGUGGUGAGCGCUUUUAUGGAGCGAGAGGAAGUCAACCCUUCCAGUGAAAUCCCUGAAAGGUAGUCAGCAUAUCACCCCACACAGCGCUGGGGGCUAGAACAACUCUUUCAGAAGGGGCUACAGAGAAUCUAAGGGGCAUUUAUUCCUGGAGAAAACAAUAGAUUUAAUAUAAGCCUACUGAACAUCUUUGAAAUUAUUUUCCCAAGACACUAGUGCCAAAAGUGCCUUAUGGAAUGCUUAAUGCAAUGUAAACCUAGCCUAUCUAAGAUAAGGAUGCAAAAGAUUGUAGUUAAAUAAUAAAGUUAAAUCAGAUUUUUCUUAUUGAAAAAAAGUGUAAAUGUUCUUGCCUUGGUCAUCUAACAAUUCUGGUAAAGUACAAGCAUCUAAGGAGUACACGAGUUUUAAACAUGUGUAGUAAUGUAUAUAUCCCUGUUAAAUUGGUUAACUUAAUUUAGUUUUGUUGGUUUGUUGCUCAAUGGUACAAUAGUGUUUAAAGAGAAAUGUGUGCCAGAAUGAUUUUCUGAACGUUAGCAUUCAAUCUGAACUAUAUAUACAGUUCAUAUAUACUGUAUAUAUAUACAGAGGUCGGCAAUAAUAUUAAGAACCCAUAGCAGCUCUGAAGUUGUAUAAUUGGUGCCUGAGUCAAAUGUAUAAAAGACACCAUUGAAAUAAUCCAUGGGAGUGUGCUUCAGAGGAAUAUUUAAAUAUAAAAAUAUGAAGGAUGUGGAACGGGCAGUGCUGUGUGAUACACUGCCUUUACUGGUUCUGUCCUAUCCCCUAUGCCAUUACAAGCUCAAAAGCCACGAAUGCAGAGGAGCCCAGCUCUUGCAUUGUGGUCGAGACACUCACUUGAGGUGUGCGAGAUCACCGGUUUGCGCCCAGCCACCGUCUUGUUAAUAUCUAUUUGCAUUUUUAUUUCCUAAAAAUCAAUAGGAACCUAUAAUAUUUGAAAGCUGCACAUGCUGUUCUAAAACAGAGUUGGGGCUGGCAGAAUUGAAAGGCUGAUUUAGAGAAAAAAUAUAAUAAUUUUGGUGCAACAGAAUGCAGAAUCAUGUAACAUGAUUGCAAGCAUCAUUAAAUGACAAGAGGAAUGUACAAAAUCAAUCAAAAUGAAAUCUGAAGUACUGCACUGCAUAAUAUCCAGUGCUCAGCAUUUUAACCAUGACUCCCACAAAUGUACUGUCUUAUGGUGAGCUUGAUCCUUUUCUGAAGUAAGUAAUAUUAUAAAUAGUGGAUAGAUAUAAAUUAUGAUUUCAAAAACCACUUGUCUUAUUGUUAAUGUUUGAUAAUGAUCUGGUUAUGUUAUUUUUCUAUUGGUAUGGGAAAGCGAAUUAUGUUAAAUAACCAUUCCUUUGUAUUUUAGGCCCCACCCAUUCAAUGGCUCUAUUCAUCUCUAUCAACAAAUUCCAGGCUGCAAAUAGACCUUGAUCUAUUUGAGGCUCCACCUCAGCAGACACUGUAUGCACAUGACCUCACCAGAUCUAGGUCUAGGUAGUAAAGUGAGAUGGAUCCUGGUGGUCAGGAUUCAGAUCUCUUCUUGAUUUGGAUAGCCAUGUGUGUUCUGCUGUCUGACUCUGCUGCUUUGUAAGAUAUCCUCCAGAGGGAGUUGCUUUACAGUCAGAAGCUGUCAUGGCAUCUUGAACAUCAGUGUCAACCCAAGAGACCUACAGCAUGGCGCCAUGGGGGUCUCAGCACAACUUCCACUAGCAAUGCAAGCUGCACAUGUCUGCACCCAUUCUGUCCUUUUUGUUCAGCUGGAAUUUCUAUAUUACAACCACUAUUGGGACUGAUUACAUCUUUAAGUCUUUAUAGAGUUGGUCCUAAUAGAGGAAUAUUGUCAUAUUGUCUCCGUGUGGAAUGAGAAUCACAGAGUACAGUCUUAAUGGUGAGUUGGUCACAAAAAGGUGUAUGUGUUCAUGUUUUUUUUUUUCCUUUAGUGUUGUCUAUAUGCUGUACUUAUGGUCUGGUUAGGCUCCUGUUCUUCUAGAUAUCAAAGGUUACAAAUGGUACAGAUGGACAACAAACAUAGGCUACCUCACAGUAACCUUGGUGCCCCGGAGAGCUGAUUACCAUCUGGUACUUGUGCAUGGUUCUCUUCAAUGUAGGCAAAACUGAUGUUCUUGCUUUCCGUCUGCGUACACGCACGUGCCUAAAUAAUGAGCCUGCGUUAACGGAAAGCACUAUGUGGGCAGAUUUUGCUAUACAGUGUUACCUUUCUUCUGUGGAAGACUGCAGACAAUACCCAAGACAACAGGAUGGAUAUGUUCCUUUCAGGGAAUUUCAUUUGCUAGAGUGGUAACCUACAGUUACAAGGCACUCUUACAAAUAAGGUUAAUGAAAUAAAGCUUCCAGACAGCAGAAAGUACUGUCUGCGUAGGUAUAAAAAUAAAAAGGUUAUCAGGAUUACGUGCGGCCAAGCCUGAGCAUAUGGUUCCACAUUAAGAAAAUGUAUUUAUUUUACAAGUCUGCUACACACAUUUGCUAUUUAGCAGUUUGAGGGGUACAGCACAUACAUGCUGUCUAGCAAGCUUGUGACGCCUGUCACACAAAAGUAAAUAUUAUAUAAGUGGUCCAUUUAAGUGCACCACUUUCAGCCUGGCCAGGUAUUCAAAAUGUGUUGUUUAAAGUCAGAAUAUAUGAUACUUCAAUGUAUGCUUACUGUUACCCUUUUAAGAGUGGGUUUUAGGAAACGUUGCCCCUUUAAAUAUGUUGGAGGACCUUGACCUUUAUAAACCCUGAACUAAUGCACUAUGGGACAGCACCUUUUCCUGUUGGGAGUUUGGACUCUGGUUAGUUUGCUGCUGAAGGUUUGUCGUCGGGUAUUUCAUGUGUACAGGUUCACUAAACUUAGAUGUGUUAAUGCAAAACUGCAUAAAGUUAGAUGUAUACUAUGUUUAUCUAGCUUUAGUUUUUUACAGUUUUAGUCAAUGGUCUUUGUUUAGCAAACGUUGCUGGCACUUAUUUUUCCUUUUUCAUUGCUAUUUCCUGGAGGAAAACAAGACAUUCCAUUGGAUUUUGGAUUACAGCUGUGUUUUUUGGACUUUGUGUUGUCUUUCUGGAGCGCUCAUGGACAACCACAGAAACCGAUGAGACCGAACUGAUUUAUUAUUAUUCUUUUACGGCGGAUGUUUGUUUAAUUUCCUUUUACUUUAUUUUUGUUGGUGGAUUACAAACUGAAUUUUGAUUUUUGGGUUUUUUUCUAUUUUUUGUUUGUUUAUGAUACUGGACUAUUAUUUUGGGACAUUUCUACUGGACAUUAUUUUUUACUUAUUUAUUGCCUCUGUAGGCUUACCAGUGGAUUUACCACCGUCCUAUUUCUGUUUCAACUUGGUUUUAUGUGCAUGGGUCAGCAGCUACCCGAGGUACUGUGAGUCAUAAAAUUGUUUGGUAAUCUGUGUGGCUUGGACAGAUGUUUUUGAAAUUAAAUGUUUUGCACUCAAACGAACCUAGCAAUCCUAUUUUUUGCUGUGUAUCUGCCUUUCUGCCAUCUACUUUUUAUGUCAUUUUUAAGGAGUUUUUGGUAGUAACCAAUUCUUAUUCUGGGAAUGUUGUGUUGGCCUUUUGGGUCAAAGGUAGAUUGUUACAAACUCAGUCCCUCAGACUUGGCUGUUACUCGUUUGUUUCCCGAAGCGGGGGCACGCAUCCCACAUACAGUAUUGAACCCUGCAGUUCAGUGUUCCUGGAGCUUUGCAAUUCAAUAGACAAAUACUGACAUUACCGACUCCAGCUCCCAUUUGACGGGUUCAUUAGCUCAAGCUGAAGGUGAUGUAGUACUGGUAUGUAUAUAAUAAAAAGGGGGCUUUUGUUUUGUCUAUUGUUCCUAUCCUUUUUUGUUACAUAAUUCAUUUUGUAGCAAUUCUUGUAAGUGGUAUUUAUGUCUUUGGCCGUACCGCCAUGUAAAAAUGAAAGCUCUUAAACUACUCCGAGCCUGUCCACCUUUCUUGUGUCUAACGAAUGAUCUUGUGGCUCAAUUAAUUUAGCUGAUCCAUCUCUCCUCCCUCCACCAGUAUACUGUAACAAGGAUUCCUGCAAUGCGUCUCCCCAGGGAAAGCUUGGAUCUGAUUUCUGCAGUCAGAAUCAAUUACACUCAUCCAUUUUUCUCUGCAGCAUUUAGAUGAGUCACAUUCUUCAGGCACAGUUCAAGCAUACAGUCAAGUCUCCUGGGUUGCAUGCCUCCUGGGUUCAGCAACCCCACUGUCAGCAGAGAAAAAUCAUUCCCUUUUGCAGAUUGCAAAAAGAAAAAAAAAAAGUGGAUAAAUCCGUACACAUAGAAAAGCAAUCUAAAUGAUAAGGUAUAAAUAAACUUGUCUGCUCAGCAGUAGUGGGUGUAUCUAUAUAGGGUGAUCAUAACGGCAUUGGCCACUUUGUAUUGCCGCUGUGGUUUACUGUAGAGCUGUGAACCCAGGGAGGUGGAGGCUGCAGAUGGUAGGCAAAAAGAGCUCCUUUUCAAGAGGAUUACUGACCAUCGCUAAUGGUGGUUGGGCGUUUACUCGUGACCCUUUAUUUUCACUCCUGCCAAGUCUUCAUAAAAGGUUUCAGAUUUUGGCAAAUUUGGUGUACCAAUCCAGCUUGGGUUCCACCCCCAAUUCAUUUACAUUUUACUUCCUCCAUAAUGUUAAAAAGGAUGCCGGAUUCUGAAAUAGACAGGUUACGGACUGUAGAGGGUAUAACACCAUCCAGGAGAGGGGCUGGAUUAGACAAGUUUUACUGUAUUUUGAAAGAGGAACAUGAAGUCCCGUCCGAAUGUCUUCGCCAAUGUUUUUUUUACCCUGUUUUUCUCACCAAUUUGUUAUUUGUAGCCCUGUUCACUGCUGCAACCCCCUGGUGACUCGGGAAACAGAGGCUGGAACACGCGUCCUCCGAAACAUGCUCCUGCUAAUCUGUCUUUUUUUCACACUGCGGAUCCACAGCAAGGCCACCAAACCUAUAGUGCUGGAGGACAACACAGAUCUGAUGGCUCCACUGCAGAACCGCAGGUGCCCUAUCAGCCACAGGGGUCGCUGAUGUGUAGUGAACCGUGGAUUGCCCUGCCGACCUAAGCCCUCCCUACCCGGGCGGCACUCGGCCAAUUGUGCGCCAGCCCUAGGAACCCCCGUUCACGGUCGGCAGUGACAUAGCCUGGAUUCAAACCUGCAAUCUCCAGGCUAUAGGUCGCAUCCUGCACUCCACGCGGAGUUAUGUCCAUAUUUUUAUCCCAGAUAAUUUUCUCGGAGAUGCUCCGAUUUGUUUUACUCCUGUUUUACUCCUGUCUGUCUUUUUACUCCUGUGCGAAUCGAUCAUGUCAGUGUUAUGUUAGAAUUGGUACAGCAUUUCCGGGGUAUUCGCCUCAAAGCAACACCAGGAGUGCGUUCAAUGAGCAGAGCGCCCCAGGGCGUUGCAUAGCUUUUCCUAUUGAACGAUGUGCACAGCGCGAGCGCUUCCUAACAGUAAUGAGCCGAGUUAAGAGCUGCCUCGCUGGAGGUUCAAAAUGGCCGAACUGCAUCAUCAGUGCACUGGCUGCAAAUUGAUUUUUUCAAAUAUGGAUAUGUAUGAACAACACGUGUGAUAAGUAAUAUUUUUGUUGUCAUUUUGGCUUUUUAAAACUGAUUAUGAUAUUUUAUUUUUUUUUAAAUGACGAUUGUAUUACAAAAUAAAACAUGGACAAUUUAUAACUUGACAAAUAUGAUUCACGCCCCAAGAUGCUAAACCAAAAAAAAAGUGUUAGUAACUUUACAUUACAAAAAUACAGUAGCAGUAAUUACAUUUAAAAAAAUAUAUUAAAAAAAUUGCAAAACUCACUUAAGCAACUUUUUUAAUACACAGUGAUGCAUUGCCUGCAAUUGUGAAACUGCUUGCUCCUAACACACCGUUCAAUAACUGCUAACAUAUAUUACGGGCGCCACGAGAGAGCAUUCUGCUUAUUGAACGCGCCCCAGACUUUACAAUAAACCAUAAUAUAAUAUUACAAUUGAUACAAUCAGUAUCAAUACAGUUCAGUAAAACCCAAUGAUUG
This is a messenger RNA of Acipenser ruthenus (sterlet), 8804 nucleotides long. RefSeq names its product zinc finger protein 438-like. Gene Ontology annotation, molecular function: DNA-binding transcription factor activity, RNA polymerase II-specific; sequence-specific DNA binding. Gene Ontology annotation, cellular component: nucleus. Gene Ontology annotation, biological process: regulation of transcription by RNA polymerase II. NCBI's taxonomy places the organism in Eukaryota, Metazoa, Chordata, Actinopteri, Acipenseriformes, Acipenseridae. The record is from RefSeq and is a predicted model, not a curated record.